AUGAAUCAAAAUACUUUACAAAAAAAUCAAAAUAAUCAAAAUAAGCCGACCUUUACUGAAUUCAGUAAUUUGCAAUCUACUGUUAUUCAACCGGGACGUUCUUCAAAUAUUAAUUAUAAUGAUGAGAAUGUCAACUCUUCUGAUAAUAUUUUUCCAUCAUUUUAUACAAACACCGAUAACUCAGAACAACAACCCACUUCUAAUGAACAUAUCGCUUCAACUCCAACUCCAAUUUCCUCAUCGUAUACUCCGCAGUAUGUUGGGCCGCAGCAACCUAUUGAAAAUAUUCCUUCUCCACUUGGUUCAUUUAACAUGACUACUAUCCACCCUUCUCAACCUGAAAUCUUUAGUUUUGAUAUUCCAGGAUUCAAAAUUAUCGUCAUACCUACUUUUUCUCAACAAGAUAAUAAUCAUUUGAAUUAUUCUUCAAAUAUCACGAAUACCCAAUAUCAAUGA
This is a messenger RNA of Rhizophagus irregularis DAOM 181602=DAOM 197198, 456 nucleotides long. RefSeq lists its product as uncharacterized. The record is from RefSeq and is a predicted model, not a curated record. Lineage: Eukaryota; Fungi; Glomeromycota; Glomeromycetes; Glomerales; Glomeraceae.